AUGGCAUUGAGAGGCAACAUGUUGGUGGUGGUGUUUGUGAUGGUUUUGGGUUGCUCAUUUGUUGGUGGACUUGAAAUUAAUUUUUAUAGGGAUAGAUGUCCUAGUGCAGAGCUUAUUGUAAAUCAGGAGAUAAAAAGAAGUAUGUUGAAUGAUCCUUCAACUGGUGCAGCACUUGUGAGACUGGCUUUUCAUGACUGCCAAGGUUGUGAUGGCUCAGUUCUUCUUAGGGAUUCAGAAAGCUUGACAACUGAAACAUUGUCUGACAUGAAUUUCGGAAUACGAAAGCUCGAGAUAAUUGAUGAGAUAAAGACUUCUUUAGAGACAAUUUGUCCUCAAACUGUUUCUUGUGCUGAUAUAAUUCAGUUAGCUGCAAGGGAGGCUAUUCUUUCGACAGGAGGACCAUAUAUAGAGGUUUUAACUGGAAGAAGAGAUAGUAUAUCUACAAGCAAGGACAGAGCUGACAAGCAGCUUCCGGCUGCUGAUAUCUCAAUCGACGAAUUCAUAGAGAUUUUUCGGCAGAAGAACAUUAGUCUGGAAGAUGCAGUUGCACUGAUUGGGGCUCAUACUCUGGGCAUAGGCCAUUGCCGGAGCUUCGAAAACCGACUCUGGGAUCCAAUGGAAGAUCCCACAUUGUCACCUUCCUUCACAGCCAUGCUGCAAGUAAUUUGCAGCAAUCCUUCUCUCUCUGACAUAGCUUUUGCGACGAAUGAUGCCACGACCUUUGCCUUCGACAACAGCUAUUUCCUUGAUGUCUUAAAUGGAAGAGGACUCCUCAAGAUUGAUUCUGAGAUCUCAAGAGAUCUCAGAACACUACAAUAUGUAGUUGGAUUUGCAAGGAACCAACAGUGGUUUUUCAACAGGUUUUCAGCUGGUUUUAUGAAGCUGUCAAGCUACAAAGUCUUAACAGGAGAAGAGGGAGAGAUUAGAAGGGAAUGUAGAUUUAUUAACAAUUAG
Messenger RNA from Cornus florida, 954 nucleotides. Its product is annotated as peroxidase 29-like. The record is from RefSeq and is a predicted model, not a curated record. Lineage: Eukaryota; Viridiplantae; Streptophyta; Magnoliopsida; Cornales; Cornaceae. The transcript has 4 exons. Gene Ontology annotation, biological process: response to oxidative stress; hydrogen peroxide catabolic process. The coding region runs from base 1 to 954 and encodes 317 amino acids. Gene Ontology annotation, molecular function: heme binding; peroxidase activity.